This is a messenger RNA of Suillus subalutaceus, 399 nucleotides long. RefSeq lists its product as uncharacterized. The transcript has 2 exons. NCBI's taxonomy places the organism in Eukaryota, Fungi, Basidiomycota, Agaricomycetes, Boletales, Suillaceae. The coding region runs from base 1 to 399 and encodes 132 amino acids. The record is from RefSeq and is a predicted model, not a curated record.
AUGACACGUACUGGCACAAUCUCACCUGAUGACCGCAAAGUACAUGCUACACAAACUGUUUCAACAAUAUUUCAAUUCAGAGCGAUCGACUGGGGCAUGGAAAAUUGCGAAUUGCACGUCGCCCUUCCGCCUGUGGAACGACCAACUACACUUGCUUUAUACCGCCUCAAUGCCACUGUACCAGUUGAUAUUUCAACCUUAUCGUUUAACGUCCGACCGACACGGGUCGCGAAACUUGGUAACAUAGUGCCAGGGAAAGACAGCUUGGACUGGCACAGAAAACUUUCUUGUGCGAUGGACGACGUCCUUGUUUUUGAGUUAGCAUGUUCGGAGGACGAACCAAGCGGUAGCUGCGAUAUAGAAUGGUGGCAAGCUCACAAGGAGACUGCACCUGGUUAG